AUCGGCAUCACAGUCUUUAAAAUAUGGAGGAUAUCGAUACAAAAUGCACCGCCAUACGAGCGCAAAUUACCGCCACAGAAUCGCAGCUUGCAGCACUGAAGGAAGAACUCGAAGCAGCUGAGAGGCUGCGCGGGGCAUCCGCACCGACGUCCAGCAAACAUUCCGAGCGCAAAUGGCCUCUUUCAGCAGAAGAAUACCAGCGAUAUGGGCGGCAGAUGAUUGUGUCCCAAAUCGGGCUUCCCGGUCAACUCAAACUUCGAUCCGCUUCAGUUCUAUUAGUCGGUGCAGGUGGUUUGGGCUGUCCUGCAGCAUUAUAUCUUGCAGGAGCUGGGGUUGGUACAGUCGGUAUGGUGGAUGGAGACACGGUUGAGGCUUCGAAUCUUCAUCGCCAAGUUUUACACCGUACGAAGAAUGUCGGAAAAUAUAAAGUUGAUAGUGCGAUUGAGUAUCUGGAAGAAUUAAACCCUCAUCCGAAAUAUUGUGCUCACCGUGAGCAUUUAUCCCCUCAAAAUGCACCUGGCAUAUUCCAAAAUUACGACAUCAUUCUCGAUUGCACCGAUAACCCGGCCACUCGAUAUCUGAUAUCGGACACUGCUGUUCUUCUCGGCAAACCACUAGUCACAGCGUCAGCUUUAAGAACAGAUGGACAACUCAUGGUCUUGAACAACCCACCGAAACCACCCGGUGACCUAUCGGGUGGUCCAUGUUAUCGAUGUGUUUUCCCCAAGCCACCUCCAGCAGAUACCGUCGUCAGCUGCGCGGAUGGGGGUAUCCUCGGACCGGUAGUCGGUACUAUGGGGGUUUUACAAGCCCUAGAAACCAUCAAAGUCCUCGUAAAGUCUGUCGAUCAAAGUAGUGAUGAUCGCCCUUCUCUACAUAUAUUUUCCGCAUACAGCAACCCUCCAUUCCGCACAAUUCGUCUAAGAGGCCGACGCACGAAUUGUGCUGUGUGCUCAUCAGAACCAACCAUCACAUUAUCAACUCUCCAGUCAGGAUCAACAGACUAUGUUCAAUUCUGUGGUUCUGCAAGGUUCCCACAAGUACUCUCCAAAGAUGAACGCGUUUCUGUACGCGAAUUUGAACCUAUAUACGACUCGAAGAAAUACAGCUUGAUCGAUGUUCGGGAUCCAGUUCAGUUCGGUAUAUGCAAUCUAGAAAACAGCAUAAAUAUCCCAAUCACUCAAAUUCUGCAAGACAGAACCUUUGAUAACAAGGAUCCAAAGGAAACUCUGCGUUCACUGCUACCACCGGAAUUAACAUCUACCGAUUCCACGGACCCGAUAUACUUCGUCUGUCGUAUGGGCAAUGACUCGCAAUUAGCUGUCCAGAAACUGAGACAACUAGGGUUUGAUCAGGAUGGGAGACGUUUUAUUGGCGAUAUUCGCGGUGGACUCAAAGCGUGGAAGGCAGAAGUUGAUCCGGAGUGGCCAGAAUAUUGACCUUCAUCAUAAUAAGCAGGACUUUAGACCAGUGAGUAUUGUCAUACACUGUGGAUAGGUAUAGAUCACUCUAUGCUGUACUUGACACGAAAUAAACUGUUAACAGUACUGGAAUAAUAUGAAAAUAGCUCAGGAGGUCUCCCAAAACAAAUGCCUUUCUAUUGAAGGAGAGGCAUGAAAUA
This is a messenger RNA of Talaromyces stipitatus ATCC 10500, 1621 nucleotides long. RefSeq names its product molybdenum cofactor biosynthetic protein (CnxF), putative. The record is from RefSeq and is a predicted model, not a curated record. Gene Ontology annotation, molecular function: adenylyltransferase activity; thiosulfate-cyanide sulfurtransferase activity; URM1 activating enzyme activity. Gene Ontology annotation, cellular component: cytoplasm; cytosol. Gene Ontology annotation, biological process: tRNA wobble position uridine thiolation; protein urmylation. The transcript is spliced from 3 exons. Lineage: Eukaryota; Fungi; Ascomycota; Eurotiomycetes; Eurotiales; Trichocomaceae. Bases 24 to 1439 code for a protein of 471 amino acids.